Molecule: messenger RNA, 4401 nt
Organism: Fonticula alba
Lineage: Eukaryota; Rotosphaerida; Fonticulaceae
Exons: 2
Coding region: 167-4195 (1342 amino acids)
Source: RefSeq, a predicted model, not a curated record
CUCCCCCCCCCCCUUGUCCCUGGUCUCUCGUCUCCCCUGCCACCAAAGCGUGCCCCGUUCGCCGCCCCGCCCUCCCAUCCCGGCAUCCCUCUUGGCUUAGACCUUCCGCUGGCGAGCGCGGCCAAGAUAUCGACCAAGCGCGCGCGCGCCCUCUGUCCCAUCAAACAUGAUGUCCCUUCCGUAUUUGCUCACCCGGCCGGCCGGCCAGGCUGCAUUCACCAUGCCGCAGUGGGCCCCGGGCUCCGGGCUACUCCUCGCCCGGGCUCUGGCCACCUAUCAUUCCGGAGCCGGAAACCAGGAUGAGAAUAGCGUCAGUUUGAACAUUUUCAAAGCCGCUCGUCGUCGAGCGCCGGCCACCUCGGCCUCGGCAUCUGCCGCCACCAGCACCGCGGCCGGGUCCGCCGCCGCCCCCGAGGACCCCGGCUCGGGGAGCUGGGCCGCGCGCCAGCACGCGCAACUUGCCCGGCACCCGGAUCGCAAGGGCAACCCCGGGUAUGCCUAUCUUGCAGGGUUUGGCACCAUCUCCGAAGGGGGCAACAAUGCAGCCCCGGAGGGAGAGGCCGAACCGACCGGCGACGACAAGGAACUUGCCCCUGCGGCCCUGCGGCGGCAGAAGCGCCUCUUGCGCCAGCGCCAGCGGUCGCAGUCGCGCAAGUCGUCCGACCACCAGUGUGACCAUGAUCACAGCUGUGGCGAUGAUCAUGACGAUGCCGAUGAUGCCGAUGAUGCCGAUGAUGCUGAUGGGACGGACGGUGUUUAUGACAGCGCUGAUGAGCACCACACCGCGUCGGACUGCGACCAUGACCAUUCCCACGGCCACGGCUCCUCCCCCGCUGGCGGCCAAGCCAAGCGGCCCCCCUCGCGCCGGGCCGCCAACCACCGGUCCCACUCAUGGUCCAGGAGUGCCAUCUCCCCGGGCGAGGUGAAGACCUUCAUGCGCCGGGUCAAGGGCAACAUGUGUCUGCUGUGUGGCACCCACCCAAGCAGCCAGCCCUGCCUGAAUCCGCAGCUCCAAAAGCUCGGGCUCACCUUCAUCCACAACCGGAAUCCCUUUUCCUACAUUUCGGCCCAGGAGUACUCCUUCUCCUCGGCGUGCGUCUUUUGCGGCGAGGUGAACCACGCGUCCGCCGACUGUCGCCUUGCCCGGCGCAUCGGCGUCAGCUACUCGCCGAAUGGGUUUUCCCGGCCGUCGGAGCUGACCCUGGCCCUGUCGAGCCAGGGCCUGUGCUCCUUUUGCCUGGCCCCCCACUCGUCAUGGGACUGCCCGGAUCGGCCCUACUACGCCGGUGUUUCGACGCCGGUCCCCUGCAAGGACAGCCAGGCUCUGAGCCAGCGCUUUUCGGCCGACCUGUGCGUGGUGUGCGGCAAGCACUCCUAUGCCGAUGUCUGUCCGGAACUCCUGUCCCAGGGGGUCAUCUAUGUGGGGCAUGCCUUUCCCUUUGGCCGCCUGGUCAAGGACGUGGCCCGGAGCCAGCACGCCCUGGCCAUGACCCCGAUGCUGACCACGCCGGUGCGCAUGCCGCCGCAUUUCAACCGCGAGAACUACCCCAACAUGGAUCCGCGGUCGUUGUCGGUGCUGGAGCAAUUCUACCGCCUGCGCAAGGAACAGGGCUUCACCCUGCAGCCGGAUCAGUGUGCCAUUUGCGGGCUGACGCACCCGGUGCCGGGGCUUUGUCAGCCGGCUUUGCGGGCUGGCUACCGGUUUACGCAUGACUUCAACCGGUACAUCUAUUCCUCGGCUCUGGUCCGCUCAGCGGCCCAGGGGACCCUGUCGAACAAUUUCCACCAGCGCUCGGCCACCCCCUUCGGCGACCCCUUCUUCACGGCGGCGAUCCAGGGCCAGCGACUGAACCCGCGCCCGUGGGCUGAGGGCGAAUCGGCGAGCGGCUCGGCCGCCGGUUCCCCGGCCGUCGGGUCCAUGUUCACCGGCACGGGCAUGGCCAAUUACCCGGAUGACCAGUCUCUCGGCGAGUCAGACGAGCUGACCCCCGGCAUCUCGCUGACCCCCUUCCGGACCAUCCCUCCCACCGGGAUCCGGGGCCAGGAGCCGCGCAUCAUCCAGCCGGCCAGUCGCGUGCAAUUGUCCAAUUCCCUGCGCCUGUUGAAGUCCAUCGGGACCAAGGUCCACCACCGGUUCUUGCCAUACUCCAGCCUCCUGGCCACCGAGGGACAAUCCCUGUGUGGCUAUUGCUUCGAGCAUAGUGCGCACUUGCCGUGCCCGGUUCUCCAGCGCCUGGACAUCUUGCUGCAGUACAACAUCUUCCACCUGCCGGCGCAGGCGACCCAGGACCAGCGCCUCCGCGAGGGCUUGUGCCCGGUGUGCGGCACCCAUCCGGCCACGGUGUCCUGCUUCCUGUACGACGUGCUGGCAUUGGACCCGCGCAAUCCGCUGCUCCGGCUGCCGGGGCUGAUGUCCACGCGCAAUGACCUCGGCAUGUGCCGGCUGUGUGGGCUCCACGCCAAGGACACCCCCUGCCGGGCCAUCAACAGCCUCGGCUGGGAGGUCAACUCGCAUGCCUUCAACAUGCGCAAGACCCGGCAAUACCCGCUGGAAAUGAAUGGCAUGUGCUCCUUCUGCGGGCGGCAUUCCAAUACGGAGGCCUGCCCGCACUUCCCCUCCACGUCGGCCCUCUAUGUGCGGAAUACGCUGGUCGUGUCGCCCUUCAUGCAGGAGCUCUCCUCCCGGCAUGACAUUUGCCCCACCUGCUUCGGGCACAGCCAGCUGAGCAAGUGCCCGGUGGCGCAUCAGGUCAAUUUGCGCACCUACCCGCGCUUCCAGAACCCCAUGCUGCCGGUGACCGUGCGCAAGCAGGGGCUCUACUAUACGCCGGAGCCGCACCCGGAUCCCAUCUACCUGCCGGAUGAGCAGGUGAUGGUGGUGCGCCGGAGCCAGAUCGGGGAGAUAUGUGCCAUUUGUCUGAAGGACCAUCCUCCCUCGGAGCGCUGUGUGUCCCUCUUUGAGGGGGAGAAUUUGGUGCAAUUGCGCAAGCAGCUGUACCGCCGGGCGGUGGCGUCCACCAUUUGCGAGAUGUGCCCCCUGUGCUCGGCCCAUCCGCUGGAUGAGCCCUGUCCGUACUACCUGUCGCCGGAGCGCCUGACCCGGGUGCGUGUGACGCAGGAGCGCCGGGCGGAGCGUGCCCGGCGCGAGGGCCUGCCCAUUCCGUCCAACCGCCCGGGGCGCAAUCCGCACCACUCGGCCGGGCCCGGCAUCGCCGGGACCAACAGCCAGCAGCCCCUGGACUCGAUGAUCAUCACGGCGGUGGUGUCGCAUGGCGGCCGCAAGGGCUCGGUCCUGCUUCGGGGCCGGCUGCACUUGCACCCGAAUGAGCUGGAAGAGCGCCUGCAAAGCCAACGGUGCCUGUACUGUGGCCUGCAUGGGAAUGCCCAGCCGUGCGCCCUCAUGGCGUCUCUCGGGUUCGUGGUGACCGGGCCCCAUCGGCAAUUGCAAAUGGCGGCCGAGGCUCGUGCCGUGGCCGAGGACCUGGGCCUGUGCCUGCGGUGCUUCUCACAUCACCGGUCGCGGCCGUGCGACGAGUCGGUGGCCAACAGCGCGGCCGGCCGGGCUGGCCUGCCGCUGGCCGUGUCGGAUGAGCUCUUCGCGCGGUACUUUGAUCCGGAAUCGCCGGACUUCCGGGCCCCCAGCGGCCCGGCCUCCCUGGGCACCGCCGGGCGCAAGAUGAAUGUCCUGCUGCCGGCCGAGUACUUCGAGUCCGUGUCGCCGGUCAACUCGUCGCUGAACUUCUCGCACAACUUCCUGCGCACGGUGUCCAUCAUCCGGGACACCCUGCUCAAGAAUCACAUCUACAAGCCGUGUCUCUUCUGCGAUGUGGUGCACGGGCAUGAGCCCUGCCCGCAGCUGACCAAGCUGGGCUUCAUCCACAAUGGCCACUCGCGCAAUCCGCUGCAGGUGCGCCUGGAUGUGUUGAUUUCUCGGAAUAUCGCACGGAACUGCGGCAUUUGCGGCUCGCAUCCGGAUUCGCUCGAGUGCCCGAUCGUGGCGCAAAUGGGCGUGCGCUUCGUCAACAACCGCUUCUAUCCCCAGACAAACAUCGAGUCGAACAAGCGCAACCACUGCCACCUGUGUCUGCUGCACCUGGCCAGCGAGCAGUGCCCCUUCCUGUCGUUGGUUCACCAGUCGACGCCGACCCGGGCGCGCGAUCCCCUGGCCAAGCUCCGCAUUGCCAACAACCUGUGACUUACCUGUGGCAACCAUGAGUACCGCGAGGACAUGGCCAACUGCCCGCGUGCCGCCGAGGCGGCAGCCGUCCGCCGGUCGGCCGAUUCCACCCGCCGCCGGACGGAGAUGUCCCGGUUGCGCACCAUGUGAUGGGGGACCGGCGGGAGGCCCUUUGCCCGGUCUUGUCUACUUCCCCCCCCCUCCCCCCUCCCCCCUCCCCUCUC